AUGAGACCUAUUAUGUUAGUGGGGCAUGAGCGUCCCCUUACUCAAGUAAAGUACAACUAUGAGGGAGAUCUCGUUUUUACCUGUUCCAAGGAUAACAUUGCUAGCGUGUGGUUUUCAGUCAACGGGGAAAGAUUGGGAACUUUAGAGGGGCAUACUGGUAGUAUUUGGUCAAUUGAUGUUGAUAAAUUUACGGAAUGUUGUGUCACAGGUAGUGCCGAUUACAGUAUUAAAGUAUGGAGAGUCUCUAAUGGUGAAAAUGUAUACACAUGGAAAUCGCCAGUUCCAGUCAAAAGAGUAGAGUUUUCGCCAUGUGGCAAUUAUGUUCUAGCAGUUUUAGAUGAUGUCAUGAAAUAUCAAGGUUCCAUCAACGUUUAUGAAGUGAAAAGAAAUCCAGAAACUAACGAAAUCAUCGAAUUUGUGGAAGAGCCAGUACAUUGUAUCAUGACGCAAGAGGGGCUUGCAGCUGUUACUGUUGCAGGUUGGUCAACAGAGGGCGAAUACAUCCUGGCUGGUCAUAAAGACGGUAAAGUCAGCAAGUACGACGCAAAAAACUUUGAAUUUGUCGAAUCGAUAGAUCUUCAUAAGUCCAAUAUCAGUGAUCUGCAAUUUUCGCCCGACAGAACAUAUUUCAUUACAUCAUCGAGGGAUUCACACGCCUAUAUAGUGGAUGUCGCUAGCAUGGAAGUUCUAAAAGAGUACGAAGCAGACUGUCCAUUGAACAGUGCGUGUGUGACGCCUCUCAAGGAGUUUGUCAUACUAGGUGGUGGUCAGGCCGCAAGGGAUGUUACAACUACCAGUGCAAGAGAGGGUAAAUUUGAAGCAAGAUUCUACCACAAGAUCUUCGAAGAAGAGAUCGGCAGAGUGAAAGGCCAUUUCGGUCCAUUGAACUGUGUCGCAGUAAAUCCACAGGGAACUUCAUACACGUCGGGGAGUGAAGACGGUUUCGUCCGUAUACACCACUUUGAGAAAUCCUACUUCGAUUUUAAGUACGAGGUCGAAAAAGCUGCAGAGGCGAAGGAACAUAUGCAGGAAACUGCCGCAUGA
Molecule: messenger RNA, 1044 nt
Organism: Zygotorulaspora mrakii
Lineage: Eukaryota; Fungi; Ascomycota; Saccharomycetes; Saccharomycetales; Saccharomycetaceae
Gene: TIF34
Product: translation initiation factor eIF3 subunit i
Exons: 1
Coding region: 1-1044 (347 amino acids)
Biological process (GO): cytoplasmic translational initiation
Cellular component (GO): cytoplasm; eukaryotic translation initiation factor 3 complex, eIF3m
Molecular function (GO): protein binding; RNA binding; translation initiation factor activity
Source: RefSeq, a predicted model, not a curated record